AUUUUUAAAAAAUUCUGAAGAAGAAAUUGAAACAAUAGAAGAAAAAAUAGAAGAGAAAAUUGAAGAAAUUUUUAAAAAUAAUAAAAUUGAAGAAAGAAAUAAAACUAUUAUAACUCAAAAUACUAUAGAAAAUAGUUAUAAUAGUAGUGAAGAGCUUGAUAGUUCUACUUCACAAUAUCAAUUAGAAAAAACAUCAAUAAAAAAAUUUAAACUUCAUAAAUAG
Scutellospora calospora is the source of this 223-nucleotide messenger RNA. The record is from the annotation of a GenBank genome assembly. Lineage: Eukaryota; Fungi; Glomeromycota; Glomeromycetes; Diversisporales; Gigasporaceae.